AUGGCGCAGGAGCAGCAGCAACUCUCCGCAGGGCCUCCCCCGGACGUCGUCGUUUGCACUCCGGGGCGCUUGGCGGAGCACUUUUUUGGUCGAGGGGCGCACCUCGACCUCGCAGCUCUUCGCUGGUUUGUGGCAGAUGAGGCCGACCGCCUACUUUCACAGAGCUACCAUCGCUGGUUGGAGGUCUUCGACCGGGCGACGUCGCUGCCGCCGCAGGCACCAGGGGCGCUGCCCCGGCCCCGGCCGCAGAAAUUGCUGUUCUCUGCUACCAUGACCUGGGACCCGCGGAAGCUUGCGGCACUGAAGCUGCUGAGGCCCUUAUACUUCUUCUCCUCACGUUCUGGGCAGCACAGCACUCCAGCUCAGCUGAGACAGCACUGGCUGCGGUGUGCUGCUGCUGCCAAGCCAUUGGUGGUGAUGCACUUGUUGCAGCAGGUGCUGAAACAAGAUGGCGAGGACUCCUCCAACGCGAAAGUCAUCGUCUUCUGCCAGUCGGUAAACACGGCCCACCGGCUGACGCGGCGAAAAGCCCGUGCCAAGGCCAGGAGUGCUCUUCGAACUGGCAGGUAUUCCCAGGCAGCAUAUCGGCUGCUAGCUCAUCACCACGGUGGGAUGCCUCCCAAAACACCAGGAGCAUCAGUGUCAACGAAGGCGCAGGGUGGGAAGCAAAAGGGUCGUGGAGAACCCCCUGCGCAACAGAGUCGUGUGGAAUUUGGGCUUCCUCAGACCGUCGUCCAGGCUGUUCAAUCAAUCUCCACAAGAGCCACGCAGGACCUCUGGUCCACGGCGCCGAUGCCCUUCAUGGAAGGUACAGCCGAGCAGAACCUGCAGCGUCGUACAAAUAUGACCAACAAAUUGGCCAAGCGCUUAGCAGGCAAUGCUCGCGCCAAAGCCGACCUGGGUAUCUCCUUGCAGCAGUGGUUCCUACAACUGGGGCAACAUGCGGCUGGACUACUCUCGCAGGUUCGUGCGAUAGGCCAAAGACUCGAUGCAGAUACCGAGGUAGCAGCUGGCGAGAUGAGGGACAUCCUUGCAGGCCAGCCUUCAGAAUCCACUUCGGCGCAAGUGGACAGAGCUCUGGCUGCGCUCGGACCUGUAUGGGGCCCCUUACAGGAAGCAGAGGUCUUACAGAUUGCUGCCCGCUUGCGAGCUUUCGGUGCUACUCCUGCCAUAGGGGCCCCGUCAACGGAGGCACCCAGUGGUGUCGCGCCGCCAUCCUUUGCCAGUGGAGCAGUGAUGUCUUUUACCAGACCCGAGCAAACAAGUCCCGGUUCCGAAGCCAGCUUUGGUCCAGUUGGUUUAGGUCAAUCGGGCACUGCUGUAAGGGAACUGGACUAUGGUGGCCGUGGACGUCUUAUGGAUGGCGAAGACUUCGCCGUUUUCGAUGGUUUUCCAGAUCUCCUUGGUCGAUCUGGCACUACCACAAUGGAUUCAGAGUCGAUGGGUGGCGACGGAGGCCCUUCCGGCUGUGGUCGAGGAGGGCGUUGGCGAAAACGCAGUGGGGUCAUACCCGAUCGGCCUUCCAAAAGCCCUCGCCGCGAGGCCCCGGCCGAGCCGUGGCGAACCGCCGCCACGGGUCUCACGCCAGAAGCGGUACCUCGAGUACCACAGACGACCGUGGUGGAGAACGACGUGGAGCUCGCCGCCGAAGAGACGGGUCCUCCGGCGGCCGAGCUGAGCAGCCCCGCAACCAGGCCUACCGCGUUGACUUGGACCCAAGCUUGGCUCUAUAUGCUCAAGUUUGCAGCCGACAACGGCGACGCUGUCAUUGGAGAAGUUGCUACCAGCGACACCCAGGACCUUGCGAUGCCUCUGCCAAAGGAUGGUCUCGAGCCAGCAGCGGUCGUGGCAGCGGCCGACAAAGUCUGGCAGGAACUUGUGCAGUUGUUACGCGAGCCCGGCACUACCUCAGACUUGCUGGCCAGCCUGUAUCACAGCCUAGCACAGAUCCUCCACCAUAUUCGCUCCUCUCCUGGGGCCCUAAGCCAGGUGAGACAGGGACUCGUUGUUGCUGCCCAGAUUUCAGCAGGCAACCUCCUAGAUCCCUUCAGUUAUGCGCCAGCAACAGCUCAGGAAUGGCUUUUCCCCAACAUGCUGAUCGAACGUGGGGAACCGUUACAGGGGUUCAUAGCUGCAGCAAUGGCAGAGGAGCAUCAUGUCCGAGCUCUGUUGAUGCUCCCGUGCCCCUUUGCGUCCCAGGAGCUGAUACCGUGUGCACCUACAGGUUCACUAGGUGGGGGCUGUUAA
Symbiodinium sp. CCMP2592 is the source of this 2247-nucleotide messenger RNA. The record is from the annotation of a GenBank genome assembly. NCBI's taxonomy places the organism in Eukaryota, Dinophyceae, Suessiales, Symbiodiniaceae.